AGUCAGAGUCAGAGGGGGAGAAAGAGCCGCCGAGGAGGGCAGAAACACAAGAGAGGGGCAAGUCUUUCUACGAUAGCACCGCGGCUUGGGAGCAAACCAACUGAGUCGAGUUGGCUGGCAUGGAGCUGAGCGUUGCCAUUCUGAGCCGUUUCGAGCCGUCCACCUAAGCCGGGGCAUUUCGCGCAAAGCCGGGGGGGGGCAGUUUGCUGUUGGUCCCGGGAGUUUGUGGAGCCCGUAUGAAUCUGUUGCUAGCAGCACUCGAAUGCUAGUUAGCCCCGCUGCUAAGCAGCUAGCAACACUGCGAAUCAAUUGUGUCGGAGAUCUCGGAAAUACGUGUAAAAAAGCGGUUACGCUCAUCCGCCGCUCUCGGGAUUCGUUUUGCCCGUUGAGUUUUUGGGUUUUCCUAAGUGAGGGGACGCUAAUAAGCGAACGCUAGAGUUUCAAUUUCGAUUUAUUGUCAGCUGAGUUUUUUUUUCUCCUCUCUAUUAGCUUGUUAGCCGCUCUGGUUGGUUUAGUCUAGCUUGUUAGUGGUGUCGGAGAUUUCUACUGUAAUAGCUGUCAGCGACAACAGCCCCUUGUUCGCGUAUUUUUGGACAUGAAUGAUUUUAUCGCGAACUGCGAGUUGUUUAGAGAAGCGAUACGUUGAGAUGCCGCGCGUGGGAUACUUAAUGUUUCCAGGGACGCUUUUAUUUUCUUGUUAGAGUGCUUUAUGGGAGUGCUAGUGUGCAGGGUUUUGCUUUAGAUAAUACUAGAAUUAAAACAUCGUUUUUCUUCCCACCCCCCAUGCGAACUGGUUAUCCACCUUUAUCCAUCCACCGCGCGUCGUUUUCAUGUGGUUAAAGCCCACAUUUCAGUCGCACUCUUGUUGUUUUCUUAUUUAGUGGUUCGUUCGGCUCCACGCUUGUGUUCACGCCGUCGGUGGUACAUGGUCGCUGAGACAGAUCGCUGAAACACGCGUUCAUUGGUUUGCGGAGGGGAAACGGCGAGAUUCGCCUCGAAGUAUUAUGGAUGAUCAGACCCGAAUGCUGGCUAGCAUGGGCGGACUCGGCGGACUCUCUCAGGCUGACGUGGGUGACCCCGAUUCGGUUCGGAAGCAGCAAGACAUAGGGGAUAUUCUCCAGCAGAUCAUGGCCAUCACCGACGAGAGUCUCGACGAAGCCCAGGCGAGAUGCUGGCCAGAGGAGGCACCGGCGCAGUGGACCCCACAGAGGGAGGGGGAGCUGGGGGGGAGUACAGCAGGGUGUGCCCUGCCGCUCAACUUCCAGCACAGAAAACACGCACUGAACUGCCACAGGAUGAAGCCGGCUCUCUUCAGUGUUUUAUGCGAGAUCAAAGAAAAAACUGUGCUGAGCAUCAGAGGUGUACAGGAGGAGGACCCUCCAGAUCCCCAGAUCAUGCGUCUGGAUAACAUGCUGCUGGCCGAGGGAGUGUCUGGGCCCGAGAAGGGCGGCGGAUCAGCGGCGGCGGCCGCAGCUGCAGCAGCGGCUGGAGGAUCACCUAAUGACAGCAGCAUCGAGCACUCAGACUAUAGAGCCAAACUCGCACAGAUCCGCCAGAUCUACCACUCCGAACUAGAGAAAUAUGAACAGGCUUGCAGUGAGUUCACCAAUCACGUGAUGAACUUACUGAGGGAACAGUCCCGCACACGGCCUAUCUCGCCCAAAGAGAUCGAGCGCAUGGUGGCCAUCAUCCACCGCAAGUUCAGCUCCAUCCAGAUGCAGCUCAAGCAGAGCACCUGUGAGGCCGUCAUGAUCCUUCGCUCUCGCUUCCUUGAUGCCAGACGUAAGAGACGCAACUUCAAUAAGCAAGCCACAGAGGUGCUGAAUGAGUACUUCUACUCUCACCUCUCCAACCCUUACCCCAGUGAGGAAGCCAAGGAAGAGUUGGCCAAGAAAUGUGGGAUCACUGUCUCUCAGGUCUCGAAUUGGUUUGGCAACAAGAGAAUUCGGUACAAGAAGAACAUUGGUAAGUUCCAAGAGGAAGCAAACCUGUACGCCGUUAAAACAGCCGUGGAUGCUGCCAAUGUGUCGGCACAGGCCAGCCAGGCAAACUCUCCAGCAACACCCAACUCAGGGUCUUCUGGGUCGUACACCCUCUCUCACGCAGGAGACGCCUACCUCGGGCUGCGUUCACUCGACGAGGAUGGCGUCAGCGUCACUCCCGCUGUGCAGCAGCAGCAGCUACAGGUGGAUAUCCUGCACCGUGCUACACACCUGACGGCAGGCUAUGAAGAUUUGUCAGGAAGUCCUCUUUACACCCCACACCAUCUAAACGCUAACAACAGCUGGCAAGACAACACCAACCCUUCCUCCAUCACCUCUCCACCAGGACCACCUGGCAGCAUCCACUCUGACACCUCCAGCUAAUGAGGCUGACGCUACACACACACACACAGAGCAUCUCAUCAUCCAGUCUCGCCCGUUCUCUCCUGCUCACAGCUUUCGUCCUUCACUCUAGCAGAUGUCAAAGGUCUUCCAUAGUCCUCAUUCCACUUGGUGUGCCAGGGUUCACACGCUGGACCAGACUGAAACACACGCACACGCACUCCUCGAGCAAAAGACGCACAACGUCACAUUUGCUGAGGAUGAGAAAAAACACACAUCCUCCUCAAAGGUCUUCACAAAGGGUGGACGGUCUAUGCCCAACUCCAUGUUACCUUUCCUGUUUCGACCUGUCAUGAUGGGGAUUACGCAACAGCUCCCUCCUCGCUUGUACCAAAGUGCUGUCAACGGUUGUUGCACCUUCUGCUCUUCGUAGAACAACCUCAGACAACUAAACCAUGAAAACGCCAUUCAGCCUGUUUUUUAAUAUGGUUUCCAGUCGCUGCUUCUGGCUUUCUCACAAAACAAUCUGUCCUGCAUUGUUCAACGUUGUGUUAAGCACAAAUCCUGUCAAUAACACUUGAGCUGCUGGUUGGAUGGAGAGAGAGAGAGAUCCAGAUCCAUCAGUGUAAAGGUACGCUGGACAUUUGAACACUCUGACUAGCUGAUCGCAGGAGAGUACGGUGUGCAACGAGGGAAACGUGAAGAGUUCACCGAAGAGCGAUAGAUGUGCGGUCGGCUACUACGUGUUUCCUCAGUCCACUGUCUCAACAGAGAGACCUUGUUUUGAAUAGUUUAGCUACAGUAUUUUUUCCUGCAGCCUUUUGUCCCCCUCAGAGAUGCACCAGCCACCAAAUAAAAGACUCGACAAGAACUCUAAGCCCUUGUGUUCGGGAAAGGGGUUGGACGGAUAGCUGGAGUAUUCGUUUGGGUAUUUAGAAAUAUUUUUAAAGGGAAAGAAAAAAAAAUGCCACUGUCUUCCAUGCAUGUAGGGUGUUGAGAUGUUUUAGUGAUUCCAUUUAGCCUAACUUUUAUUUUUAAUUUUUUGACA
Sinocyclocheilus rhinocerous is the source of this 3372-nucleotide messenger RNA. It is a transcript of the gene pbx4, whose product is annotated as pre-B-cell leukemia transcription factor 4. NCBI's taxonomy places the organism in Eukaryota, Metazoa, Chordata, Actinopteri, Cypriniformes, Cyprinidae. Gene Ontology annotation, cellular component: nucleus. The record is from RefSeq and is a predicted model, not a curated record. Gene Ontology annotation, molecular function: DNA binding; DNA-binding transcription factor activity, RNA polymerase II-specific. Gene Ontology annotation, biological process: regulation of DNA-templated transcription. The coding region runs from base 1005 to 2366 and encodes 453 amino acids. The transcript is spliced from 10 exons.